This is a messenger RNA of Aaosphaeria arxii CBS 175.79, 1260 nucleotides long. RefSeq names its product HlyIII-domain-containing protein. The coding region runs from base 325 to 1260 and encodes 311 amino acids. Lineage: Eukaryota; Fungi; Ascomycota; Dothideomycetes; Pleosporales. The record is from RefSeq and is a predicted model, not a curated record. Gene Ontology annotation, cellular component: membrane. Gene Ontology annotation, molecular function: signaling receptor activity. The transcript is spliced from 2 exons.
UGGAGUCUCUUUUGACAGCAAUUUCAACCUGUAUGCGCUGUUCAUAUUCCCCAUAAUCCCAAGUUCCCAACAUAUACCUCGCAACGCCCACCAGAUGCGGUAUAGCGUGCAAACCUGAUUCUCAUAAACUCGGCUUGGACGCACACAUGUGAACGACGUCGUGCACUAUAUAUUGAAGCUCUCGUUGUCACUAUCACUGGUCUGUUUUACUUUCCUCUGAUCAGUGAGUCUUGGUUCGUUUAUCGAGUAGCGCGUCCUUUCUGUGUUCUCCGACGCCCGUCUGUCCGCCGACCAUACCACAACUCUGAAUCAUUAUCAAAGACAAUGGACGCUGCUAAAGGGGCAGCAUCUAAAAUCGCCGAAGGCGAGAAAGAGAUAGGAAGGCGUUUGACUGUCCUCUGGCAUGAACUACAGCCGUGGCAGCAAGACAAUCACUAUAUACACAGUGGCUACCGUCCAGUUUCGAACUCAUACGCGAAAUCGAUCAAGAGCCUGAGAUACAUCCACAAUGAGACCGUAAACGUCUACUCUCAUCUUAUUGGCGCUACACUCUCAAUAGUAUGCUAUGCCAUUGCGUAUACCGUAUUUCGACCGCGAUAUCAGGCAGCGACAAUAGAGGAUGUCUUUGUCUUCAGCUGCUUCUUCCUAGGCGCUGCGGCGUGCUUAGGUAUGAGCGCGACAUACCACUUGAUAUCGAAUCAUUCGCAAGAUGUCAGCCAUUUCGCCAAUAAGUUGGACUAUCUAGGCAUUGUUGUGCUUAUUUGGGGAUCUUUCAUUCCUUGUAUCUACUACGGAUUCCAAAGCAAGCCACAGCUGAUCUAUCGGUACUGGACUAUGAUCACUACCAUUGGCGUGUGCACAGCAACCGCAUGUAUUCACCCCAAGAUGCGCUCCCCAGCCCUUCGACCUUUUCGAGCAUUGAUGUUUGUACUCAUGGGUCUCUCCGCAUGCGCACCCGUUGCCCAUGGAUUGGAGCUGUUCGGUAUUGAGGAACUACGAAACGUAUUGGGGCUAGACUGGGUGCUCCUACAAGGCGCUCUCUACAUACUGGGCGCAGGUAUCUACGCCGCGCGAGUGCCCGAAAGACUACGACCAGGAAAAUUUGAUAUUUGGGGGUCGUCUCAUCAAAUAUUUCACGUUCUCAUCGUGAUUGCGGCCGUGGCUCAUCUGUGUGGCCUCGUCAAAGCAUUUGAUUAUGCACAUGGCCAGAGAAAAGGACUGGUGUAUUUGACAUUUCUGCACAAGCUGAAGGCGAAUUAA